AUGCCCACCCCCUCAUCUACCACAACAAAACAGACUGGAGGGAGCAGCAGUACAGGAGAGGGGCCCAUGUUUGCCAGCCCUACCUACUCUUCUCUUAGCUCCUCUUUCCGUUUUGUCCCGGCUUUCUUUCUGGGUGUGGUGGCAGCAGUAGUAUUCCAGCUGUCAUGGGGAGGCCUGUCCCUUACCUCUUUCUUCUUGAAGCUUUUUAUCUAUGUGUCAUUUGCUCUACUGUGUUUCUUGGCUGGCAGCUUUGUUCUCCUAGUCAGGAAGAGCCCACUCAAAGUCAGCCGCUUUGACAGACACAGAAGACAUUCAGUCCAACAGCUGGAAUUCUUCAACAAGCUCAUGACUCGGUUUUUGGCCCCAGCGCAAGACUCGAACCAGAGUCGGAGGGUGGUGGUGUCACACAAUUUGGACAAAGCCCUAAAGGAAGUGUUGGACUAUGCCUACCGAGACUACAUCCUUUCCUGGUACAUUCCUUUAAGUCGUGAUGAAGGCCAGCUGUACUCCAUGCUGUCGGAGGACUGGUGGCAGAUGAUUGGCCAGUUGAGAUGUCGACUUGCUGACAUAGAUCUCGUUAACGUGGUGUGUUAUGACACCAUUCGAAUUUUACAUACACAUUUCACUGGCCUCAAGGCUGCAUCUGCAAGACCGGAUGAGGGAGCUCGCCCGUUCGCUCUCCAUCCAUGCUUGGUCAGUCCGGAGUCAGAGCUGGCUUUCCUCCGCUGUGUAGCCAGAAUAUUGCUGCUAUGUCUGCUGCCACAAAAGGAUGCAAAGUCUCACACACUACGCUGCUGCCUCACAGAAGUCAUCACUACUAAAGUGUUGAAGCCUUUGGUGGAAGUUCUUAGCGACCCCGACUCGAUAAACAGAAUGCUGCUGUCUCAAAUGGAGCAGCGGGAACAGCUGGCCGAGCAGCAGAAGAAAGCUUACACCUACGCUGCCUCUUAUGAAGACUUCAUCAAAUUGAUAUCAACUUCCACAGAUGUCAUUUUCCUCAAACAACUCAGGUAUCAGAUAGUGGUAGAAAUUAUUCAUGCCACUACCAUCAGCAGUCUGCCUCAGCUCAAGAAACAGAAAGAGCGAAAAGGCAAAGAAUCUGCAGCCAUGAAAGCAGACCUGCUAAGGGCCAGGGAUAUGAAACGAUACAUUAAUCAGCUUACUGUUGCUAAGAAGCAAUGCGAGAAAAGAAUCCGUCUACUUGGUGGACCAAACUAUGAAAACAACGAAGAUGGAGGAACCGAUGACAGUGAUGAGCCUCUAAGCCAAAAGAUUCUGCUUUUCGAUGACAUCUUGUGCAAUCCAAGUUACAGGGGACAUUUCAGAGAUUACAUGGAGAGAGUUGAUAAAAGAGCUUUGAUAAGCUUCUGGGAAUUGGUGGAAACGCUGAAAACUGCCAACAAGAAUGAGGUGGCCCAAAUCGUUGGAGAAAUUUACCAGAAGUUCUUUGUCGAAAGCAGAGAGAUUCCAGUGGAGAAGGUUUUGUUGAAAGAGAUCCAACAAAGUUUAGUGGGAAACAGAGGAACUCAAGUCUUUUUGAGACUACAGGAACAGGUGGCGGAGACAAUGAGGGAGCGGUACUACCCUUCCUUCCUGGUUUCGGAUCUCUAUGAAAAAGUCAUCAGACGUGACGAGCAGCACUGCCAAUCACAGUGUAGCACUGAGGAGAAGGAAGAAGGGUGUCGGGGCCUAGAUGCGGGUGAGGAGCUGUGUGACGAGGGUAGUAAAGGAAUCAAUGAACAGGCCAGCUACGCUGCCACAAAACUUCGUCAGCUGUACGACAAAUUGGAGUACAAGAGACAAGCCCUUGGUUCUAUCCAGAAUGCACCCAAACCAGAUAAAAGGAUUGUGAGCAAGCUAAAGGAGGAAAUAGGAGCCAUGGAGAGAGAGCACUGUGAACUUCAGCAACAUAUCACCAGGACCGACUGGUGGUGUGAAAAUCUGGGUCACUGGAGGGCUAACAUCACUACUGCUGAAGCUACAGAGGAAGGUGGGGAGACUGUAGCUUGUUACAGUGUGUGCGUCAACCUGGCGGAAGGUGAGGAGGCGGUGAACAGUCGCUGGAGCGUCCAAAGAAAACUCACUGAGUUUCACAUGUUGCACCGCAAACUGACUGAGUGUUUUCCGUCUUUGAAGAAGCUCCAGUUACCAUCCCUUAGCAAACUUCCUUUCAAAUCCAUUGACCAAAAGUUUUUGGACAAGAGCAAAACUCAGCUUAAUACCUUUUUACAGCGGCUACUUACAGAUGAGCGGUUGUGUCAGUCAGAGGCGCUCUACGCAUUCCUCAGCCCAUCUCCAGAGCACCUCAAGGUGAUGUCCAUUCAGAAGAAAUCUUCUUUCUCUCUGGCCUCCUUCUUGGAGAAACUUCCUGGGGACUUCUUUUCUCACACUGAGGAAGAGGCGGAUGACGACAGCGACUUGUCAGAUUACGGAGAUGAGACAGACGGGAGAAGAGAUGCUCUAGCUGAACCCUGCUUUAUGCUCAUUGGAGAAAUAUUUGAACUCAGAGGAAUGUUUAAAUGGGUGAGAAAGACUCUUAUUGCACUAGUCCAGGUGACAUUUGGACGAACGAUCAACAAACAGAUCAGGGAUACAGUGAAUUGGAUCUUCUCUGAACAGAUGUUGGUCUGUUACAUCAAUAUUUUCAAGGACACCUUUUGGCCCAAUGGGAUUCUGGCACCGCAUGUCAAUGUACGAACUGAUGCCGAGCGCACUGAAACAAAGGAACGAGCUCAACAAAAACUACUUGAAAAUAUUCCAGAUGCAUUGGCAAAUCUAGUUGGCCAACAGAAUGCCCGUUAUGGAGUCAUCAAGGUCUUCAAUGCCCUGCAGGAAGCUAGUGCCAACAAACAUCUUCUCUAUGUCUUGAUGGAAAUGUUACUCAAGGAAGUGUGUUCUGAACUCCGAGCAGAAGUUGAUAUGUGA
Molecule: messenger RNA, 2925 nt
Organism: Nerophis lumbriciformis (worm pipefish)
Lineage: Eukaryota; Metazoa; Chordata; Actinopteri; Syngnathiformes; Syngnathidae
Source: RefSeq, a predicted model, not a curated record